Gossypium raimondii (Peruvian cotton) is the source of this 2397-nucleotide messenger RNA. RefSeq names its product pyruvate kinase isozyme A, chloroplastic. Gene Ontology annotation, molecular function: potassium ion binding; magnesium ion binding; pyruvate kinase activity. Gene Ontology annotation, biological process: glycolytic process. Gene Ontology annotation, cellular component: cytoplasm; chloroplast stroma. The transcript is spliced from 6 exons. Bases 304 to 2046 code for a protein of 580 amino acids. The record is from RefSeq and is a predicted model, not a curated record. NCBI's taxonomy places the organism in Eukaryota, Viridiplantae, Streptophyta, Magnoliopsida, Malvales, Malvaceae.
CUUUUCCAGUUGUAUUCAAACCACUUAAAUUAUACAUAAUAUUCUUGUGAUUGCUGGAAAAAGAGGUCGUGAUUUCUUACAAUAAGCACUGUUUGUGUUUUGAAAUAGAAGAAAGAACAUUUAAUUUUUGGUCGUUUGGCGACAUUUCUCACGGUCCUUCUCUUCGGUUUAUCCGCUUAAGUAAAUCCUUCUCUAAUUCCCCUUAAAUUGAAAAAGAAGAAGGAAAAAAAGAGAAGGUCCAAUUCACUUGCUCUGAGCAUUUCCCGCCACCGGGAACUGUUUUUGUUCAAAUUCUGGGUAAUAAUGUCGCAGUCUCUCCAAUUCAUCACUCCCUCACGUGCUCCUUACUUCACUCUUCCAAAAUUCCCGAGGAGGUCUUGUACCCGGUUUCCGGUAAUCAACCUCCCCAACACAAAACGCUCUAUAACCAUCACGCCAUCGUUAUCUUCAUUUCUCCAUGCCACGUCAUCACGAUCCCUGCCUUCUGGCAACUCCCAGACCGGAGCUGCGGGGGUUGUAUCGGCGUUAAGCGUAGGAGCGACAGGGAUCGAAGUGGACGCCGUCACGGAGGCGGAGUUGAAGGAGAACGGAUUCCGUAGCACGAGGCGGACGAAGCUAAUCUGCACGAUUGGUCCAGCCACCUGCGGGUUUGAGCAGCUGGAAGCGUUGGCCGUCGGAGGCAUGAACGUGGCUCGAAUCAACAUGUGCCACGGCUCACGCGAGUGGCAUCAAACGGUGAUCGAACGGGUGAGGAGACUCAACGAUGAGAAAGGCUUUGCCGUCGCUAUAAUGAUGGAUACUGAAGGUAGCGAGAUUCACAUGGGAGAUCUCGGUGGCGCUGCCUCCGCCAAAACUGAGGAUGGAGAAAUCUGGACAUUUAGUGUUAGGGCUUUCGGAACACCGCGGCCAGAGCGUACAAUUAAUGUAAAUUAUGACGGUUUUGCUGAAGAUGUGAAAGUUGGGGAUGAACUUUUGGUUGAUGGUGGAAUGGUGAGGUUUGAGGUGACUGAGAAGAUUGGUCCCGAUGUUAAGUGUCGGUGCACUGAUCCAGGAUUGUUGCUGCCGCAAGCUAAUUUGACUUUGUGGCGGAAUGGCAGUCUUGUUUCAGAGCGUAAUGCAAUGCUUCCUACCAUUUCUUCCAAGGAUUGGUUGGACAUUGACUUUGGGAUUGCAGAAGGUGUUGAUUUUAUUGCAAUAUCCUUUGUCAAAUCUGCUGAAGUGAUUAAUCAUCUUAAAAGCUAUAUUGCUGCAAGGGCAUGUGGUAGUGAGAUAGCUGUCAUUGCAAAGAUGGAGAGUGUUGACUCAUUAAAGAAUUUAGAAGAAAUUAUUCAAGCAUCAGAUGGAGCUAUGGUCGCAAGGGGAGACUUGGGUGCUCAGAUACCAUUGGAACAGGUUCCAUCAGCUCAGCAAAAGAUUGUCCAGCUCUGCAGGCAGCUAAAUAAGCCAGUGAUUGUUGCCUCCCAGUUACUUGAAUCAAUGAUUGAAUACCCUACACCCACCCGAGCUGAAGUUGCUGAUGUUUCUGAGGCGGUGAGGCAGCGAGCUGAUGCUUUAAUGCUCUCUGGUGAGUCUGCUAUGGGACAGUACCCUGAAAAGGCAUUGGCUGUUCUGAGAAGUGUUAGUGUGAGAAUAGAAAAGUGGUGGAGGGAGGAAAAAUGCCAUGAAGCUAUGGAAUUGCCAGAUGUAGGAACUUUGUUUGCAGAUAGUAUCUCAGAAGAGAUUUGUAAUUCUGCUGCCAAGAUUGCCAACAAUCUAGAGGCGGAUGCCCUUUUUGUCUACACAAAGACAGGCCACAUGGCAUCUCUCCUGUCCCGAUGUCGACCAGAUUGCCCCAUCUUUGCUUUUACAACCACAACUUCUGUUCGGAGGCGUCUGAACCUACAGUGGGGUCUAAUACCCUUCCGUCUAAGCUUCUAUGACGAUAUGGAUGCCAACCUUAACAAAACCUUCUCAUUACUCAAAGCCAGGGGAAUGAUCAAAUCAGGCGACCUUGUAAUCGCUGUAUCAGACAUGUUGCAAUCCAUCCAAGUCAUGAAUGUUCCUUAAAGCCUCGGUACGACUGAUUUUGGUAAAUUUUAAGCACACCUGCCUCUCAACUGUUUUAUGCAUUAAACUUCCUGUAUACUUCACAAUCAGUUGAAGUUGAUUACAAUUAGAAAGAAAACUAUUGGCAUAGGUAAAUGAGGAGUAAUCGUGAGUUUGGUCUUCCUGGUUUUAACUCAUGGAUUGUCCAAAAUCUGUAAUUUUUUUUUUGUUUUUUUUUUUUAGUAUUUGUUUUUUGGGAUUUUCAUGACAUUGUAGCUCAUGAGUCAUGUUUGUUAGCUAUUUGUUUUUCAUGUUUUUUCAUGUGUAAAUUAUUACAUGUUAGCAUCAUACAUCGUUAUCCUUUCCUAUUGA